Molecule: messenger RNA, 2107 nt
Organism: Varroa destructor (honeybee mite)
Lineage: Eukaryota; Metazoa; Arthropoda; Arachnida; Mesostigmata; Varroidae
Product: spliceosome-associated protein CWC27 homolog
Biological process (GO): protein peptidyl-prolyl isomerization
Cellular component (GO): catalytic step 2 spliceosome
Molecular function (GO): peptidyl-prolyl cis-trans isomerase activity
Source: RefSeq, a predicted model, not a curated record
CAAUCACAUUCAUACUCGACGUCUUUCCGUAACUGGAAUAUUUUACGGAUGUUAUCAUUUUUCUGUGAAUAAUUCUCUCGGACUAAAAUACAGAACGGCUUUCAAAUCGAGGAAAUCUGUCAUCGAUGGUAUGAAAAAUAUAUUGAGAUCAGCCGGAAAAGGAGUGGCCAAAAGAGGUAGGUAGCCGGCGCUUCGAUUGUAAACAAAACAAUCUGGCUCCGUUACGCUGGUUGUUGGCCAAGUGAAUUUCGAACGAAGUGUCGUCGUUCUAUCGGCUUAACCAAAGAUCCCUCACUCUUCGAGAGACAGAAAUUCGAUUUAGUGUUAUUACAAUGUAAUAUUGUGUAUUAUUAUAAACGCAAAAAUAUGAGCUUUGAAUUUUGAAAGUGUCAGGUUUUUAUGUGACGCUAACUUAAACCUAAAGAAUGAGUAAUAUUUACAUUCAGGAGCCGCCUACAAAUGGGAAGGUGAUUUUACACACAACAGUUGGGCCAAUCGAUAUUGAGCUUUGGUCAAAGGAGACCCCGAAAGCGUGUCGUAAUUUUGUCCAGUUGUGUCUCGAAGGCUUCUAUGAUGGAACAAUUUUUCACCGUCUUAUCAAGGGCAUGUGCGUUCAAGGAGGUGAUCCCACGGGUACCGGCGAGGGGGGACAGAGCAUCUACGGCAAACCCUUUCGGGACGAGUUUCAUUCGAGACUUCGCUUUGUCCGUCGUGGCCUUAUCGCUAUGGCCUCCGGCGGUAAAGAUGACAAUGGGUCGCAGUUUUUCUUUACACUGGCUGCGACACCGCACCUGAAUAAUAAGCAUACUAUUUUUGGAAAGGUUGCUGGCGACACACUGUACAAUAUGUUGAAGCUUGAAGACGUCGACGUCGAUGCAGACGAUAGGCCUACAUUUCCGCAAAAAAUUCGUCGAGCCGAAGUCAUCGAUAACCCUUUUCCGGAUAUUGAGCCGAGAAAAAGUAAAGAUAAAGAGGCUACAGAUCGGCUUCACGAGGACCGCAAGAGAAGCAAGGACAAAGGCAAAAAGGAUUUCAAGCUACUCUCCUUUGGUGACGAGGCCGAGGAAGAGGAAGAAGAGUUGACCGAAAUUGUCCAGAAACAGUUUCGUGGCAAAAGCAAAAGCAGCCACGAUCUGCUCAAGGACGACAAGACAUUGUCCUCCCAGCCAGCAUUUAUUCGUGAACUCGACUCGGACGACAGCUCAGAGCGAGAUUCGUCGAAAGUCAACAAGAGACAAGAAGGCUCCAAGGAGUCCGCAUCUGUGGAACGGAUUCGGGAAAAAAUUAAAGAAAAGAGUGACCGACGUCAUAACACUCGCGAGACACCUGAGCCUGAUGUAAACGUGGACAACUACUUUGAAGAAGAACGUAAACAAAGAGCUCGUAAAGAAAUUGAGAAAACUCGCAACGAGUUUAAAAAAUUGAAAAAAGAAAUGAAAGAUAAUGACCGAAAGCGAAAAGAAAAAGCGGCCGACAGGAACGCCACCGCCGACCAGAAGGAAGAAAAAGCCGCCAAGGCUAAAUUCAAAGAGACUCAAGAAGCUGCUGGCGACAACGAUCUCCUAGUAUCCUUCUUCGCUGAGCAGGCGAUGUACAGUAAAUCGACCACUGCGCGAUUGAAGAAAACCAACAAAGGCGACCGGGAAGCUGCAACUUUAGCCAAACUUGAGCUGUUUAAAGCUAAACUUCAUCAGCAAUCGACUUCAGCAACCGGAGCAAACAAACGCAAACAUGCUGAUAAUAGCAGCGAGGCUGACGAAGAUAAAAAUGCCGAUGAAGAUGACAGCAACUGGAUGCAGCACGAACUCCGUUUCGAGGAGCAGGGUCCCGUAUUGGCGAAAGAUGCGACUACCCAAAAAGAAGAUAUGUACGACAUAACAGACCCUCGACAUCCGCUCAACGCGCGCAAGCGUAAAGAGCACAGCCAUCGUCGUGAAUGUCGUGGAGGAAGAGAUUACAAAAGCGGUAGACGAUAGAGAUCGCUGCGUGUUGGAAAGCCAUGAGAAGUUAAUUUGUUGAAUAGCCCGGAACCUCUAAUGGAAAGCGAAACAGGGCAAUAGUAAUGCGAAUGUCAUAUAGAUACAAUGUGGAGUGGAUGGAGAAGUCU